AUGGUCUUGUCUAGCCUGGCCAUUGAUUUCCAGAUUUCUACGUUCGCCCACUUACACAGGAAAAGGGUUUUUAGGGGUCCCAGAUGGGCAUCCUGGAAUCUUGGAAUCUUCAUUUGUAUCCGCUGUGCGGGAAUCCAUCGGAAUCUUGGCGUGCACAUAUCACGAGUUAAAUCUGUAAACCUGGACCAGUGGACUCAUGAGCAGAUACAGUCUGUUCAGGAGAUGGGGAACACCAAAGCUCGGCGACUAUACGAGGCCUUUUUACCAGAGUGCUUCCAGCGCCCAGAGACAGACCAAGCUGCUGAGAUUUUUAUCCGUGACAAAUAUGAUAAGAAGAAAUAUAUGGAUAAAUGCAUUGAUAUCCAGUCCUUUAGGAAAGAAAAGAGUGAGACUGUAACGAAAGGGGCUCCUGUUGUUUUUGAAAAGAUGAAGCUGAAAAAAGACGAGCCACAGCAAUUCAAAAACACUCCAAAGAAGCAGUCACAGUCUGUUAAUGACUUGCUAGGGCUAGAUGCCCUAGCUCCUCAAGCUCCUGUGUCCAAUGGCAAACAGAGUACUGAAAUUAGCCCCGCCCUUGACCUCUUCACCUCUCUGCCUGCUGCCGUCAGCAGCUCAAACUCCGCCAGGAGCACGUCUAACUCAGGGUCCAUGCCCACUGGACGGGUAGCAGCGUCAGUGCCCGAAAACCUCAGCCUGUUCCUGGAUCCCCCCACCAAAAGCGAGGACAGCGGAAAGAAGAUGUCAAAGGACUCAAUCUUGUCCCUGUACAGCAGUACAGCGCCACAAACAAACAUGGCCGCUCAUGCUGGCAUGUACAUGGGAGCAACCCAGAUGGGCUAUGUCCCUGCUGCAGGCUAUGGCCAAUACCAGGCCCUGGCUGCCCAGCAGGGCAUGAUGGGGCCUAUGAUGGCUCCACAGAUGAAUAUAGUGGGACAGGCAGGUGUCAUGCCGCCGACCGGAGUGCCAGCUGCUCCUCCAUACAUGGCAGGCGUGCAAGGGGGCAUAAUAGGAAUGCAGAAUGGGAUGAUGGGAAGCAUGGCAGCAGUUCCUCAGCAGGCAUAUGGAGCCCAACAGAUGCAGUGGAACAUAAGCCAGAUGACUCAACACAUGACAGGAGUGAAUUUCUACAGUGCCAAUAACGUGAUGGGAUACGGUCAGUCCAUGGGUGGGGCGGCUGCUCCCGGUUCAAAUCAAAUGCUUGGGUCACACGUGUGGAAGUGAUGACGCCAUAAAGUGAGAGAGCGGGAGAGUGUUUCUGAAUUGGGUGGGCUGGGUUGGCGCCACGACUGAAAGACAGAAGAAGGGGAACAGAUUGUAGGAGCACGAAUGAUACGAUGAUCGCAAUCGAAGCAAAGUCUCUACCUCCCUCAUUCUCAGAGCCAGAUUUUCAUGCUUGCCUUCAAUCACAUAAUCAGAGAGAGAAUGGAGGUUUCCUUCGCAAGGUUUGGUGCGUACGCUCCUCUCAGAAUGUUACACGAUCCACAGCUUUGAUGUUCCUAAAUGAUGUGUUUGUGAUACAUCCGCUUGAGGAUUUGAUUUUCUAUUCUCUCUUUUAUUGGCCACCGUGAUUUUGCCAAGUAAGACAUGUUCCUGGAUCAUAUUUUCUUGAUCCUGGAACAACAUUCCUGUCUGAAAAUGUAUGGUGUGUUCUCUUGGUUCCUUUGGUCCAGACUAAAAAAAGUCCUGGUUCGCUUAGUUCACUGGUCAUUUUUAACACAGAACCCUAAAGAAACAAAACACCAAAAAACGGCUUUUAUGACGUAUAUUUUGCAAAAGGAAUUUGUCGAACUUCCAAAACAAUGCUCUGUGCUAGGCUCUCGCUGUAUGUGUUAACAUAUGAUGGUAUAUGAUGAAGCUGACAACUCGUGAAGAGCUUAUAAAAUGUGUAAAGGAGUCAAAACAGCGGCAGGAAUCCCUCCCUGACACACACGACAAACUGUGAUGGGCAAGAAAAUACAGGUAUGCUUGAGAAUUCUGUUCUUUUUAGGGUCGCAUCUUGUUUUUGGUUUGUUUUACAUGUCUUUGGUCUGCGUUCAUAUUUCAGUUGAACUGCACCAGAGUUUGUUUGGAAGCUGAAAACAUGGGUCUCGGUCCGCUUCUUUGGUCCACACCAGGGUUUGGAUUCUCGCAACUGUGAACACAUCCUAAUCCUAGGCUAUUUCUAACACGAAUCUUAAUCCCUAAAAUCAGAGGGAAAUGAUUGGUGAAAAACACUGAUGUAGAAGCAUCUAACCCUGGUUGCAAGAUUAAACUUGACAUAAACUGUAAACUUGUCCCUCAAAUCUGAUUGGUUGAUUGGAAUGUUACUCCAGCAGGAUCAACAAAAAAGAUGUACAUGUACUUGGCGGAAUCACGUUCACCAUAUUUGACCAGUGUUGAGUUGCAGUCAUAUUUAACAUUGUUCAGAUUUGCAGGCAAAAUCCAGUCAAUUCAAUAGGAAUUCAAUUGAUCUGGGACUUUGUGAGGGCCAAAGUUUUCCCCAUGCAGAUUUUACAACAGAUCCCUGUUGUAUGUGUGAAUACGCCACGUUUGCCAACACAGAAACCUGCAUUGGACCAUUUUUGCUCGAUUUAGUUAAUGUGACCACUUGUUUAGUAACAAUUUAAGUUUAGAAGCCAGUUAGUUGACAUUUGUGUUAGCUAGUCUUAAACUUUACUACUGAGGAAAAUUAUGUCUCCGCUAUCAGGUUCUACAAACCUGCAAAUGAUACUCUUGUAUUGUCAUCUUUAUAACGCACAGGGUACAACUAAGCCACUUUGACUUUGCUUUUUGUCUUGCUCGCUCUCAACUCAGGAGAAAAUAAUGGCUUGGGAGGAUGAAAGGGUUCUCACAUCCAUCUCAUAGCAGGACAUUUACAUUCAGCCAAAGAUUUAUUAAUGCUCAGUUGUCUGCACAGAUAUUAGGAAUGACAAGUUCUAGAGGGAUCCAUGCUGCUGUGCAUCGUUUCAGAGCAUUGCGGUUUGACCUCAAGAGUUUAAUGGCGCCAUUGAUUGUAUUGUACACUGGUUUUUUCCCCCUCAUUACUGAGUGCAGGGUCACCGCUGGCUGAGAGAAUGAAAUUUUGGGACACUCAGGCUGCAGUUUGGACCGAGACCAAAUGAAUGUUUCACUCUGACUGCUGCCCGAAGAGCAGAAUUUGCCAUGGCCACUGUGUGAAGUUCAAUCAAAGCAGUCAGCUUGGGGUUUCAUUGACUGCUCGCUGUUUGUUUGAGCCUUACAUCUACUUUUAAAGUAAACAAAUGCGAUGAGGUUCACUCUUGAUAACUAGGACCCCUUUAAAACAACGACUUCCUUGGUGAACAAACAACCUAAGAUGGUUUUGCUGGUUUCAUGGAGGUUUUAGGCACUUGUCAGGUGGUCAGACUGGGAGACCAACUAGCCAACGGCAAGAAUAGCAACAAGACCAUCUUAAACAAGCUAGACCACUUUGAACGAAACCAGAGAGCCAUCUUAAGCUGGUUCAUGGUGUUUUGUUUUAUUUAAUUUUUUUGUUCAGGUUUAAGCAGUUGUACAUGCAUUAAACACAUCUGUGCUUUUGUGUUUAUUUUCAGAUUAUAUUUUUAUCUUUCAUAGCCAUAGAGACUGAAAAUGUUUUACCUAGGAAAUUGAUUUUUUUUUCUCAGUAUUUGCUUUCUAAAGGAGUUAAUUGUGUUAGACUUCUCUGAAUUUUAAAAUAUUUGGUUUUUUGUUGUAGCCCUGAAGGAAAAGAAUUGCUUGCUAAUAUUAUUACUUGUGCUUUGCAUACCUUGGUGAGUAUGUUGUCUGGAAUGGCAAUGUCAUUGUGGUUUUGCACAUCACUGUUAUUGGCCAAUUAGUGAUGUACAGUAGUGUUUUCAUCACACAAUUUAUUGCUGAAUUAUUUUAUUUUUUUAUUGUGCAAACACAUUUAAUUUGAAUCUGCACUGCAUUUUUAGGUUCUGUAUGUGCGUUUGCUUUAUUCUGAUUAAAUGGGACCAUUAUUUCCUCACAAUUAGGCGCGUGUGAACCUGUAAAUACCAUGUUUGUGAUUUGAGACUUAUAACCCUCUUUGUAAUGUCCAAGGUUUUAUCUUUAAUUUAAAACUAUUGUUAUAAUAGCACUUUACUGUGGAA
Messenger RNA from Pimephales promelas (fathead minnow), 4091 nucleotides. NCBI's taxonomy places the organism in Eukaryota, Metazoa, Chordata, Actinopteri, Cypriniformes, Leuciscidae. The record is from RefSeq and is a predicted model, not a curated record.